Epinephelus fuscoguttatus (brown-marbled grouper) is the source of this 2282-nucleotide messenger RNA. Its product is annotated as oocyte zinc finger protein XlCOF6-like. The record is from RefSeq and is a predicted model, not a curated record. NCBI's taxonomy places the organism in Eukaryota, Metazoa, Chordata, Actinopteri, Perciformes, Serranidae. Gene Ontology annotation, molecular function: DNA-binding transcription factor activity; RNA polymerase II cis-regulatory region sequence-specific DNA binding. Gene Ontology annotation, biological process: regulation of transcription by RNA polymerase II. The coding region runs from base 63 to 2255 and encodes 730 amino acids. The transcript is spliced from 2 exons.
GAUGGCGUCCAGCAGAACCAAGUGUUAGCAGAGUGUCUUUGUUGUGUUUUUAAAGUGUGAACAUGUCUAGAGUCCAAAUGCUGAGAUCGUUGUUGAAGCAGCGACUAACUGCGGCUGCUGAAGAGAUAUUUGGGCUGUUUGAAAGAACGAUAGCAGAGUACGAGGAGGAACUUUGUCGAUCAAAAGAGGAGAACGAGCGACAACGGAAACUACUGGACGCUGUUUUCAACCCUCAGCUUCGGUUACACAGAGCAGACGUCCAGCAGCUGUUGGUGGUUAAAAAAGAGGUUCCCCCUGAGCAGCAGGAGUGGAGCUCCAGUGUGGACCAGGAGGACCCAGAGCCUCCACACAUUAAAGAGGACCAGGAGGACCCAGAGCCUCCACACAUUAAAGAGGAACAGGAGGAACUCUGGAUCAGUCAGGAGGGAGAGCAGUUUCAAGGGCUGGAGGAGGAUGAUAUCAUCAAGUUCACAUCCUCUCCUGUCCCUGUGAAGAGUGAAGAUGAUGAAGAGGAGAAACCUCAGUCCUCACAGCUUCAUCAAAGACACACUGAACAGAUGGAAACUGGAGCUGAUGGAGAGGACUGUGGAGGACCAGAACCAGCCAGGAACUCAGAUCCAGAUACACAUUUACAGCCUGAGACUGAUGACAAGACUGGAGAGUCUUCUGAACCUGAGACUGAUGUUAGUGAUGAUUGGACAGAGACUAGAGAAUAUCAUCCAGGUUUAAACUCUCUGAAAAAUGACGAAGUCCCUGUUCGUAACUGGAGAUGGAGUGCUGGUGCGAAACCAUUCAGCUGCUCUGAGUGUGGGAAAAGAUUCAGCUCAGGGCAACAUCUGAAGAGACACAUGAUGACUCAUACAGGAGAGAAACCGUUCAGCUGCUCGGUUUGUAAUAAAUCUUUUACAGAGAGCCGAAAUUUACACAAACACAUGAGAACUCAUGCAGGAGAGAAACCUUACAGCUGCUUUGUUUGUAACAAAUAUUUUACACAAGGUGGAAACUUACAGAAACACAUGAUAAUCCACACAGGAGAGAAACCUCUCAGUUGCAGUGUUUGUGAGCAAAGAUUCUCUUGGCCUGCACAGUUCAGAAACCAUCAGUGUGUUGGGUGUCAGUCCUCACAGCCUCAUCACAGUCAAACUGAGGAGAACAGAGAGGCAGAGCCUCCAGCCAGCAGCUCAGCUCAACAGAUGGAAACUGGAGCUGAUGGAGAGAACUGUGGAGGACCAGAACCAGCCAGGAACUCAGAUCCAGAUACACAUUUACAACCUGAGACUGUUGACAAGUAUGGAGACUGCUCUGAACCUGAGACUGAUGUCAGUGAUGAUUGGACAGAGAGCAGAGAAUAUCAUCCAGGUUUAAACUCUCUGAAAAAUGAUGAAGUCCCUGUUAGUGAUUUUAAAUGUAGUGCUGGUGAGAAACCAUUUAUCUGCUCAAAGUGUGGGAAAAGAUUUGACCGCAAGACACUUCUGAAGAGACACAUGACAACGCAUACAGGAGAAAAACGUUUUAGCUGCUCAGUUUGUGAGAAAUCAUUUAGACAGAGUGGACAUUUACACACACACAUGAAAACCCACACGGGAGAGAAACCAUUUAGCUGCUCCGAGUGUGGGAAAAGAUUUGGACGCAAGACAAUUCUGAAGCAACACAUAAGAUCUCAUAGAGGAGAGAAACCUUUCAGCUGCUCCAUUUGUAAGAACUCUUUUACACAGAGUGGCCAUUUACAGAAACACAUGACGAUCCACACAGGAAAUAAACCUUUUAACUGCUCUGAGUGCGGAAAAAUAUUUGGCACCAAGACAGAUCUGAAAAGGCACAUGAGAACUCAUACAGGAGAAAAACCAUUCGACUGUUCAGUGUGUGGUAGAACGUUCUCUCACAAGCAAACCUUAGUCCGCCACAUGAGAACACACACAGGAGAGAAACCUUUUAGCUGCUCAGUUUGUAACAAUGUUGUUACAGAGAGAGGAAAUGUACAGACACAAAUGUUAAUCCAAACGGGAGAGAAACCUGACAGCUGCUCGGUGUGUGUUAAAAGAUUCUCUCACAAGCAAACUUUAGUCCGACAUUUAAGAAUCCAUACCGGAGAGAAACCUUUCAAUUGCAGUGUUUGUGAACAAAAAUUCUCUUGGCCUACACAGCUCAAAAACCAUCAGUGUGUUGGUUGUCAGUCCUCACAGCCUCAUCACAGUCAAACUGAGGAGAACAGAGAGGCAGAGCCUCCAGCCAGCAGCUCAGCUCAACAGAUGUAAACAGACUCUGAUGGAGAGAACUGUGGA